Molecule: messenger RNA, 1863 nt
Organism: Adineta ricciae
Lineage: Eukaryota; Metazoa; Rotifera; Eurotatoria; Adinetida; Adinetidae
Source: the annotation of a GenBank genome assembly
AUGAAAUCGGCAGAACCUAGUUUAGGGAAUGGUGGAGUUCACAAACCACCACCUUAUCCUGUUGAACCGUCCAUGGCAAUUAACAAUCAGCCAGCUCCUCCUGACGCUCGAACAGCCGAUCUUGUUUCAGCCGUUCAAUAUGGAUAUUAUGAUCGCGUAGUGGAAUUAAUUGAGCCUUACCCUUCUCUCGCGUCAACACCAGUAAAUGGAAACAUAACAUUGCUUCACUGGGCAGCGAUUAACAAUCAUGUUGAAAUAGCGAAAUAUCUUAUCAGCAAACGAGCAGACGUGAAUGCUUUUGGUGGCGAACUGAAUUCAACGCCGUUACAUUGGGCUAUCCGCGAUGGUGUGCUCGAAAUGGUGGUUUUCCUUUUGUCCCAACAAGCACAGCCAUCACUCUUUGAUGGUGAAGGUUAUUCGGCUCUACAUCUUGCGAGCAUGUUUGGUCAUACGGAAAUCGUUGCCUAUCUAAUUGCCAAAGGAGAAAAUAUAGAUCUACUUGAUAAACACGGUAUGACACCAUUAAUGCAUUCUGUUAGCAGAAGCAGAUCUCGUGAUCCGACGCAGUUACUAAUUCGACUUGGUUCUCAAGUUAAUUAUCAAAAUCCAACGAAUAAAUGUACUCCUCUUCAUUAUGCAAUUAUGGCAGUAAAUCGAGAAGCAAUUCGAAUUCUACUGCAAUCCGGUGCUCAUAUCGAUAUCCGAAAUGCUGAUAAUGAAACUGCAUACGAUGUUGCAAGUCGACAGCCAGAAUCUCGUUAUUUAACAUAUCUGCUAACAGAGAAUCAACCGUCCAAUUCCAAUUUACCGAAAUAUUUGCAAUUCAGUAAAUCAAGCCGACGCUUAGGAACGAAACUUUCGCCAUAUUUACUUAUUUUCUUCAUUGCAUUUAUAUUUCAAUGGAAUAUUUCAUUGAUUUAUAAAGGUGUCCUAUGCCUCGCUUUAUUUCUUGCAGCCAACGGGUAUAUGAUGAUCUUCUUCGAUAACAAAGUCGAUCGAUAUUUACCAAUAUCUAUCGCUCAAGCAUCAAUCUUCUGGCUAUAUGUUUGUUAUUUCUACUAUUUGCUGCCAUACGUACAUUUCAUCCCAUAUACAAUAUUUCCAAUAGUUAUAUGCACUUAUCUUUCGUGGAGUAAUUACUAUCUUGCUGAAAAGUGUGAUCCGGGUUUUAUCCAUGGAAAUCGGGAUCAAGUGAAUCGAACUAUUUGUCAACUAGUCGAACAAAAUCUCUUUGAUUACAGUAAUUUUUGCACGGCAUGUCUGAUACGUCGGCCACUCCGAUCAAAACAUUGCAAAGAAUGUCAAAGAUGUGUAUCCAAAUUUGAUCAUCAUUGUCCAUGGAUCGAUAAUUGUGUUGGCGAGAAAAAUCUGCGCUACUUUACUGGCUUUCUCUUUUUUACACCCAUAUGUCUUGCUUUGUAUCUCUAUGGUGCAUACCUAUACUACCGAGAUCAUUGCCAUUUGUUUUCAUCGGAAUCGAUUUUGCAAGGGCUUUCAGUUGCCUACACUUGUACUCCAGCUGUUCUUUUUUUCACUGGACUUGCGUUCUUGCACAUAACUUGGAUUAGUGGACUGUGUUUAACUAUUCUUUAUCAGAUUGCAUCUGGCUAUACUACAAAUGAAAAAAUGAACUUCUGGCGUUAUAAAUAUCUUCGAUCAGCCACUCGUAGUCCAUUCUCAUUUGGAAUUAUACAAAAUAUGAUCGAUUUACUCAAUCGGUCUAUAUGUGGUUACGCACCUGUUCUACUUGAUUGGUCGCGAAUUUAUUCACUCGAUGAUUUCUACCAUAGUCUACCAGCACGAAUGCGACAGAGAAUGAAUCUCUCGUCUGUUGCUCCUUCAACAGAUUUUUUGAAUGUUUAA